Molecule: messenger RNA, 1809 nt
Organism: Brenthis ino (lesser marbled fritillary)
Lineage: Eukaryota; Metazoa; Arthropoda; Insecta; Lepidoptera; Nymphalidae
Source: the annotation of a GenBank genome assembly
AUGCCGGAUAUGAAAUACAUUUUAGUUACUGGCGGUGUUAUUAGUGGCGUUGGAAAAGGUGUCAUUGCAAGUUCUUUUGGCACGAUUCUCAAAAGCUGCGGAAUUGAUGUUACUUCAAUUAAAAUCGAUCCUUAUAUUAAUAUAGACGCUGGCACGUUUUCACCAUAUGAACAUGGUGAAGUUUAUGUACUUGAUGACGGCGGAGAAGUAGACCUUGAUCUUGGCAACUAUGAACGCUUUUUAGAUAUAACUCUCCAUAGGGAUAAUAAUAUUACAACAGGCAAAAUAUAUCAACAAGUCAUUGAACGAGAGCGACGAGGGGACUACCUGGGUAAGACAGUACAAGUGAUCCCACAUAUUACUGAUGCUAUUCAAGAAUGGGUACAGAGAGUUGCACAUAUACCAGUAACUCCAGAUAAUUCUCCACCAAGAGUUUGUAUAGUAGAGUUGGGUGGUACCAUUGGUGAUAUAGAAGGAAUGUCAUUUGUUGAAGCAUUUAGACAAUUUCAAUUUAGGGUUAAAAGAGAGAACUUUUGCUGUGCUCAUGUAUCUUUGAUACCAAUGCCUAAAUCUACUGGUGAACCAAAAACUAAGCCAACACAAUCGUCUGUACGUGAAUUACGAGGAUUAGGCUUAUCACCUGACUUGAUAAUAUGUCGUUCCGAGAAACCUAUUAACCACAAUGUUAAGGAGAAAAUUUCAAAUUUCUGUCAUGUUGCACCAGAACAGGUAAUAUGCAUCCAUGAUCUGACUUCUUUGUACCACGUGCCCCUGCUGAUGGAGGCCGAGGGUGUGGUGCAGUACUUAAAUGACAGGCUCCAGCUAAACAUUGCUAUGCCACGCCCAUCUAGGUUUAUGCAAAAAUGGCGUAAUUUGGCCAAACGAGUUGAUAAUUUACGAAAAGAAGUGAAUAUAGCCCUUGUUGGUAAGUAUACCAAAUUAGAAGACAGUUAUGCAAGUGUCACGAAGGCGCUACAACACGCAUGCAUAGCGGCCGGUUGUAAAUUAAAUUUGACUUACAUUGAAGCAGUUAAUUUAGAGAAACAAACGAAAAUUGACGAUCCGGUGGGAUAUCACAAAGCGUGGCAGGACCUUUGUAAAAGCGACGGUGUUAUAGUGCCUGGUGGGUUUGGUCAGCGUGGCAUAGAAGGCAAGAUACAAGCGUGCCAGUGGUGUAGAGAGAAACAAAAACCUAUGCUAGGUAUAUGUCUUGGUCUUCAAGCAGCUGUUAUAGAGUUUGCUAGAAAUGUGCUAGGCCUAAAAGGAGCUAAUUCUACAGAAGUUAAUCCAGAUUGUGAUGAUAAAUUGGUGAUUGAUAUGCCAGAACACCAUCCUGGUAAUCUCGGGGGCACUAUGCGAUUGGGCAAAAGGAAGACUUAUUUGGAACCCAGUAUUGUAUCCAAGCUAUACAAGAAGGAGUUGAUAGAAGAGCGGCACAGACACAGGUACGAGGUGAACCCGGAGUACAUAGAGCGGCUGGAAGCGGGCGGCCUGCGCUUCGUGGGGCGCGACUCCUCGCGCACGCGCAUGGAGGUGGCGCUGGUGGACGCGCACCCCUACUACGUGUGCGUGCAGUUCCACCCCGAGUACCUGUCGCGCCCGCUCUCGCCCAGCCCGCCCUUCCUGGGACUCAUAUUAGCUUCUCUUGGAAAAUUGAAGAGUUACAUGUCUAAAGGGUGUCGGUUGAGCCCCAGGUCUCAGUCGGAUGUGAGCUCAGAUGAAGAGGAUGCAUCUGAAGAGAUCUCUCAUCUCACCUUAAUUGAUGAAACAUGCGUAUCCAAAAAUGGAAAAGGAAUAAAUGGAGUACAU